Messenger RNA from Plasmopara halstedii, 1017 nucleotides. Its product is annotated as tigger transposable element-derived protein 6-like. Lineage: Eukaryota; Oomycota; Peronosporomycetes; Peronosporales; Peronosporaceae. Gene Ontology annotation, molecular function: DNA binding. The transcript has a single exon. The coding region runs from base 1 to 1017 and encodes 338 amino acids. The record is from RefSeq and is a predicted model, not a curated record. Gene Ontology annotation, cellular component: nucleus.
AUGGACGAAACGGGAUUAUACUUCACCAUGUUUCCGGAUCGUACAGGCAAGCGAUUAACAAAACGGUUGACAAUUGCAUUAUGUUGUAAUGCCGAUGGGUCGGAAAAGCUACCACUGUUAUUGAUUGGAAAAGGGGAAAAACCCAGAGGCUUUACAAAUACAACAGCAAAAGAGAUGAAUUACUUGCACACGGCAACAACGUUGAUGACACGCGAGAUCUUUCUUCAGUGGAUCACUAACGUAAAUAUAUACUUCAAAGAACAACAGCGUAAGUGUGUACUUCUUGUCGACAAUGCUGCAGUACAUACCGGGUAUAAUGUCGAGGAACUAACAAACCUAGAAGUCGUACUCUUCCCACCGGGUACACCUCCUCAUUUGCAACCUAUUGCUGCUGGAAUUGUUGCUGCUUUUAAACGACGAUACCGACGACGUCAGAUUCAACAAGUACUGGAUCAACUUGAUGCCGACGCUGACAUGAGUACUGCUGCAAAGUUCGACAGCAUUGGUGUAAAACAAGCAUUGACUUGGUGUACUGAAUCAUGGGAUGCACUACCAUCAACAUUACUAACUAGUUGUUGGUAUGAAACGGGAUUGAUUUUUGCCGACAAUCUUAACUUUGUACACGAAUCUCGCAGUGCUGAAGAGCAUAUUUCAGAAGAACUUGCUGUCAUGUUGUCGUGGUUACAUGCAGUUAAUCCAUUGACAGUAGAUGAGCUAAUUUAUAUGCCUGAAGAGAAUGUGAUUAUGGACGAACCAACAGAUGAAGACUUUUGUGUGCCUCUGGAGACUGUAAAGCUUGUGGUUCCCCAAAUGAAGUCAAAAGCAUUGGACUUGGACGGUGGUUUAAGUGUUGAAGAGCUGAAAGAGCGUCUUAAAUGGAUUGCCAAACUUCUCAUUUAUGCUGAUGAAAAGGGUAUAUCAGCAGACUCCGUGAGUGGAAUGCGCAUUCUCCAACGUGACUUUCGUGAUCAAUUGAACAAAAGAUUCGAAGGUAUAAAUAGUAAUAUUGUUUUAUGA